Molecule: messenger RNA, 1061 nt
Organism: Danio aesculapii
Lineage: Eukaryota; Metazoa; Chordata; Actinopteri; Cypriniformes; Danionidae
Product: whirlin-like
Exons: 6
Coding region: 63-1061 (332 amino acids)
Biological process (GO): auditory receptor cell stereocilium organization; sensory perception of sound
Cellular component (GO): plasma membrane; stereocilia ankle link complex; photoreceptor inner segment
Molecular function (GO): protein binding
Source: RefSeq, a predicted model, not a curated record
UCAGCAGUCCUCAUCUUUGGAUUUUCUCUUCACAGGUCUUGAAGGGCUCGAAGAAGCUGUCGAUGUCAGUCUGUUCAAUGGGGCGGAUCCCGGGUGGUUAUGUGACCAAUCAUGUGUACACAUGGGUGGACCCUCAGGGCCGCAGCGUGUCCCCUCCUCCAGACCUGGUGGAGCAGCACAGCUUAGGAGGAAGACUCUCAGACCUCCACACAAACACUGAGAAGAAGGUGAAUAUCUCACUGGAUGAUGGCCGAUCUCUGGGUCUGAUGAUUCGAGGCGGUGCUGAAUACGCUCUGGGCAUUUAUAUUACUGGAGUGGACCGAGGCUCUGCUGCUGAGUACAGCGGACUGAAGGUAGGGGAUCAGAUUUUGGAAGUGAAUGGACGCAACUUCCGGAGCAUCUGUCAUGAUGAGGCCGUGCAGAUCUUGAAGAAUUCACGACACAUGCUGAUGACCAUAAAGGACGUGGGCCGACUGCCUCAUGCUCGCACUGUAGUGGAUGAGACCAAAUGGAUCCCCAGCGCGCAGAUCGCUGAGAGCUCGGCCAACAGCAACAGCCAGAGUAUUCUGUCUGUUGAUGUCGGAACAGGAAGUUUAGGGAAGUCAGUGUGUUGUAAAGGUGUCGUGCCAGCAGUUGGAGCGGUGCGCACCGGAGCAUGGAGCUCUCUGGAGGAACAGGCGUUCAUGCUUCUGACGGAGACGGAGAGACAGACCAUGAGUUAUUACAUUCAGGAGUACCAGCGCGCACACAUUGGAGUAGAGCCUCUGGCAAUGGCCCUGUUUGAACUCUUCAAUACACAUGCAAAGCUGUCGUUGCUGGCUGAGGUGCGAACUCUGGUCGCUCCACAGGAUCUGGAGCGCUUCGAUGGGCAGGUGCUGCUUCGGGAGAUGGAGGCGUGGAGAGCUCGACACGGAGGAUCAGGCCUCCUCCACCCAGACUCCAUCUGCAUCACUCAUCCAGAGGGCCUUGUUUCUCCUCCUGCCUGCCAGAUGAACACUGCAGGCUCCGGCUACAGCAAGGCACGUGCACCUGCAAGUAAUGUGGAUAUUAGAAUGUGCUGA